This is a messenger RNA of Megalopta genalis, 1102 nucleotides long. Lineage: Eukaryota; Metazoa; Arthropoda; Insecta; Hymenoptera; Halictidae. The record is from RefSeq and is a predicted model, not a curated record.
CAGCGCUUCGUUUUUCAUCAUAAUAAGAACGCCGACGUACUUCGUGUACCAUAUACCCGAAAGACUGGCACAGCUUUCUCUCUACUCUUACUUGGCCAAACAUCUUGGACGUAAAAUUUACAACCACGCCGUCGGCUUUUUCGCGGCUACGAUCUUGGCCGUCACUGUCUACGUAUGGAUUGCGACGGAGACCUGUUUCCUUCUAUUGUCGGAACACGCGUGCGCAUUAUUCAAAAUCGUGGGGCGAAUGUUGAAACACGUGCACGAGAUAAGUUUCGGGAAAGAUUGUACGUCGAAGCGAAACGGUAGAAUCCGUUCGAAAAUAUGUUGGGCGGUUCGCGUGCACGUGAAGACAAUCAAGUUGGUACACUCUUGGAUUUAAUGCACCACAUGGACGACCACAUUAUUCAUAGAAUUAGCCCCUCAGCGUGUAAUGUUUGUUGGAGGUUCGUGAACAACGUGUGGGAUACUUUCGGCUAUAGUUACAACGUGGUAAUUCCUGCCGGCAUUGCUGCGCUGAGCAUGGCUCUGCUGAACCUGUGCAAUGCUCUAAGAGCGAUGAAUUUCGGACUCGCAGCAAUGUCGAUAUUUGUGGCCACCUCUUUCCUCGUUUACGGAGUUUUCGGAACAAUUUGUGGGCAAAGAGUGAUCGAUCAUAGCUUUAAUAUUCUCUACGAUGCAUACUGCUCAAGCUGGUACGAGUGCCCUCCCGAGAUACAAAAGUUCUACAUCUUAAUUUUACAGCGAGCCACGAAACACUGCACGUACAGUAAGAAGGGCAUCUUCGUGUCAUCGUUCGAAGGGUUCACAUCGAUGUGCAAUACGAUGCUGACGCUUUUUAUGCUCUUCCUUCAUCUGAAAGAAUAACUAACAGAAAGAAUCGACGCAACGCGAGCGAGAAGCAAACCGAUAGUUAACGUUCGAACGGCGGACACGGGGUCUGGUCGGACCCGAUUAACUUUAUCGGAUAAGACAUAGUAAAUAUUUUCUAUUAGAAAAUAAAUAAAAUAAAAGAAUGGAAAAAUUGAUAUCCGAACACGUCAAGUAUCUGACAACUAAUUUCAAUGUUCUCGUGUUUCGACGCGUGUCCUAUAUAUAUAUC